AUUCAUUUGUCAUUUAACUUCAUCAAUCAUUAUAAUAUAAAUUCGAGUUACCAAAAAGAAAUACUCUGCCUUCUUAUCUCUUCUUUCUUCUUCUUCCUUCUCUAUCAAACUAGAUCUUCAACUAGGAAGUCAAGCUUACCAGUCUUUGAUCCAUAUCUGUUCUUCACAUAAACCAACUAAUUGAGUGAAUUAAUAGAGAUGAGAGCAAGAUACUGCGAAGAAGAUGAGAUUCAAGCAAAUCAAGAAAGAGAUCAUAAUCAUCAAUUAAAUUUAAACAGCAUGUUCCAGCCGCAGAAUCAGCCAAGUUCAGUACCAACAUCGAGGCAAUGGACCUCAGCUUUUAGGAAUCCAAGAAUCGUACGAGUUUCAAGAACUUUUGGUGGCAAAGACAGACACAGCAAAGUCUGCACAGUCCGUGGCCUUAGAGACCGGAGGAUAAGGUUGUCCGUACCAACAGCGAUUCAGGUUUACGACCUUCAAGAUAGAUUAGGGCUGAGUCAGCCAAGCAAAGUCAUUGAUUGGUUGCUGGAAGCAGCAAAAUAUGACGUAGACGAGCUCCCUCCUUUACAAUUCCCACAAGGGUUUAACCAAAUGUAUCCAAGUCUCAUCUUCGGAGAAUCAUCAUCAACCUCAGCAGCAUCAGCAUUUCCAGGUACCAAUUUAGGUUUCUUGGAAAGUUGGGAUCUCGGGGGCUCUUCUUCAAGAACAAGAACAAGAAUUGCUGAUACUACAACAACACCGCGAGAGAGUUUUGAUCUAGAUAAAGGGAAAUGGAUCAAACAAGAUGAGAAUAGUAAUCAUCAAGAUCAUGGUUUCGACACUAGCCAUCAAAAUUUCUCUCUGACCAAUCCUUACAACAACAGCAAUGCUUCCUCUUACUACAACCUCGGACAUCUUCAAAACUCGCUAGACCAAUCCGGUAAUAACGUUACUGUCGCAAUACCUAAUGUUCCUUAUAAUAAUAAUCUCAAUUUGCCUCCUCCUCCGACAAUGAGCUCUCUAUUUCCGAUGUAUCCUUCGUUCCUCGGAGCUUCUCAUCAUGUCGUUGAUGGAGCUGGGAAUCUACAGCUCUUUAGCUCCAAUGCUAAUCGCAACAACAGAUGAUGAUGGGUAACUCAACUUUGAUUAGACCGUUUCAUCAUUAGGAAACUAUGCUGUGCACAAUUCAAAUGGAAGAAACUGAUGGGGUCGUUGCUUGUCAUGUAUCAGGAAAAAACACCAAUAAUUUUCCAAUAAUUGUAUGUCCACCAUCAUUCAGUUUAUUUACAACUACGUAUAUUUGUACCGGCAGACUACGAAUGUAUCAAUAAACUAUGGACAUGCAUAUUCUA
Messenger RNA from Brassica napus (rape), 1331 nucleotides. RefSeq names its product transcription factor TCP5-like. The coding region runs from base 199 to 1104 and encodes 301 amino acids. The transcript has 4 exons. Lineage: Eukaryota; Viridiplantae; Streptophyta; Magnoliopsida; Brassicales; Brassicaceae. Gene Ontology annotation, molecular function: sequence-specific DNA binding; DNA-binding transcription factor activity. The record is from RefSeq and is a predicted model, not a curated record. Gene Ontology annotation, cellular component: nucleus.